Messenger RNA from Prunus dulcis (almond), 1092 nucleotides. RefSeq names its product protein trichome birefringence-like 43. The record is from RefSeq and is a predicted model, not a curated record. Bases 1 to 1092 code for a protein of 363 amino acids. Gene Ontology annotation, molecular function: O-acetyltransferase activity. Gene Ontology annotation, cellular component: Golgi apparatus. Lineage: Eukaryota; Viridiplantae; Streptophyta; Magnoliopsida; Rosales; Rosaceae. The transcript has 5 exons.
AUGGCUGCUGCUUCUAUAUUUUCUGUAGCAUUAAUAUUAUUUUCUCUGUUGUACCAGAUAGGGGGUGUGGUGAGUCAAUACUGGGUGAGGGAACAAGUAAACAAUGCUGGGUCUGGGUGUGACCUUUUCCAUGGAGAAUGGGUGUACGAUAGGUCCUACCCUCUCUACAUUUCAACAGACUGUCCCUUCAUUUUGAAGGAGUUUGAUUGCCAAAAGAAUGGUAGACCAGAUAAUGAGUAUCUCAAGUACAGAUGGAAGCCCACUUCAUGCGAUUUACCAAGGUUCGAUGGAAGAAGCUUUUUGGGAAGAUUUAGAGGGAAGCGCAUCCUAUUUGUAGGGGACUCAUUGAGCAUGAACCAAUGGCAGUCUCUCACAUGUUUGCUUCAUAAAUCAGUGCCAGAAGCCAACUACACCUUGUCCAAGGUUGGAGGUGUCUCCACAUUCAAGUUUCCAGCAUACGACGUUUCGAUCGUUCUGUCCCGCGAUGCCUUUCUGGUAGAUGUUGUGAAUGAGAGCAAUGGGCGUGUUCUUAUGCUUGACUCAAUUCAAAAUGGAAGUUAUUGGAGAACCUUUGAUGUCUUGGUCUUCAAUACAUGGCAUUGGUGGCUUCAUACUGGAAGAAAACAACCGUGGGCAGAAGUUCGAUAUGGUGUGAAUAAUGUACACAACGACAUUGAUCGCAUGAAGGCCUAUGAGAAAGCUUUGACGACAUGGGCUAGAUGGGUGGAAUCUAGUGUGGAUCCUAGUAAAACGAAGGUCUUCUUCCAAGGUGUUUCUCCGGAUCAUAUGAGGUCAAGAGAAUGGGGUGAUAAUGCAAAAUCGGAGACCUGUUUUGGACAAACAGCACCAGUUCUAGGAACACAAUAUCCAGGAGGCUCACAUCCAGCACAAGUUAUUUUAGAAAGAGUGUUGCGCACAAUGUCCAAGCCAGUUUACUUGCUCAACAUAACAACACUGUCACAACUCAGGAAAGAUGGUCACCCUUCCUUCUAUGGUUUUGGCGGCCGCCGUAGCAUAGAUUGCACCCACUGGUGUCUUCCUGGCAUUCCGGAUAGUUGGAAUCAAAUUCUUUUUGCUGCACUCUUCCAAUGA